AUGAGUCAGGUGGCGUACAUAAACGUACCAAGGACGACGUUGAUAUCAGUUGGUUUUGAUACAUCGUUCGAAAUGGCUGCAGACAGAUAUUACGGAUACGGUCGUGGUCCAUAUGGGUACCCUGGUCCUGGAUCUGGGUAUCCACCUAUGGGUUACCCUGGGGGUCCAAAUAUCCCUUUCUACCCAGUACCUCCUCCCUAUUUCUAUCCCCCUCAUGGAAUGCCCCCAAGCCAUCCAGGAAUCGAAGUAGCAGUAGUUGACGAUGGCCCAAUUAUGGCAGGGGAGACUGUUGAAUUGCCUUACAGCACAUACCGUUGGGUCCCAGCAUGUCUGAGCCAGAGGAGUCUGCCCAUGGGCGCUCUAAGGGUCGGUGUAGAUGUUGAUGGCGAUGAAAUUUUCGCGGGCAGAUCUCAUCACAGUGGGGACCUUCUGCCGGCUAAGGUCAUCCCGGCCAAGAAUGUUGCUUACGUUUGCUACUGUGGCGAGGAAAUCUUGGUUGACCAGUUUGAGGUUCUGGUGCCAUCCAUGUUCUCCUGGCAGUUCGCAACUGGUGGAAACGUCCCACCUGGUGCUGUCGAAGCUGGUGUAACCGCUGAUGGUGAGAAGCUGUACUUCGGACGUGUGACACACGAUGGAUGCACCACACCAGGAAAAAUCCAAGGUAGUCAUGGAGUGUGCUACUAUCCCUUCGAUGGUGAAGAGAGAAGCUCACCUGAGUACGAAGUUCUGGUCCUUAUGUAA
Pieris macdunnoughi is the source of this 741-nucleotide messenger RNA. The record is from the annotation of a GenBank genome assembly. Lineage: Eukaryota; Metazoa; Arthropoda; Insecta; Lepidoptera; Pieridae.